AUGGGAGAGCCAAAUUCUAACCAAGAGCAAGAGAAAAAUGAAGAGAAAGGAGAACCAAUAAAGAAACCGAGGCGGCUCUCGGAGACAGUUUUCAAGUAUUCUGACUCUAAGGAUAUGUUUUUGAUGGCACUGGGAUCAUUUGGUUGCUUUGCUGAUGGAUCGUCCACGCCUCUGAUCAUGUUGGUCCUCAAUAAGAUGAUGAAUAAGUAUGCUGUUCACUCUUCUUAUACCCUGCAUGAUAUCAAUCAAGUUGGUCAUGGCUUCUUAAAGAUGAAUGAUGCUUUGAAAUUAAUCUAUGUAGCCAUUGCAAUGGGACUUGGUGCCUUACUAGGACUAUGUUGGGCUCGCACUGCUGAGAGGCAAACUUCUCGACUGCACAAAAAAUAUCUAAGGGCGGUGUUAAGGCAAGAUGCUAGCUUCCUUGAUAAGAUAGAUGGCACUUCAACCACAUAUCAAAUCAUAGCAAGUUUUUCAGCUGAUUCUCUUACUAUUCAAGGUGUUCUCAGUGAGAAGAUUCCAAACUUCCUUAUGAAUGUAUCAACUUUCAUUUCUUCUAAGGUGGUAGCUUUGUACCUCUGUUGGAAACUUGCUGUUGUUGCCAUUCCAGCACUAUCUCUAUUGAUCAUCCCAAGAAUCAUUUAUGGGAAGAUGCUAGCUGAGAUAGGGAAAAAAAUUAUAGUAUCUUACGGAGGUGCUGGCUCGAUAGAAAAGCAAGCAUUUUCACCAAUCAGGACUGUAUACUCUUGUGGUGGUGAGAACGAAACGAAAAGAAGCUAUUCGGAAACAUUAGAAAAAAGUUUGGAUCUUAGGAUUAAACAAGGGCACAUAAAGGGCUAUGCUAUUGGGAGCAUUGACAUAGCUUUUGCUGUCUGGUCUUUCCCAGCCUGGUACGUCAGCAUUUUAGUCAUUGAGAAGGGAGCAAUUGAUGGGGAUGUUUUUACAACAGGAGUUUGCAUCAUCGUUGGAGGACUGUAA
Molecule: messenger RNA, 975 nt
Organism: Ilex paraguariensis (yerba mate)
Lineage: Eukaryota; Viridiplantae; Streptophyta; Magnoliopsida; Aquifoliales; Aquifoliaceae
Source: the annotation of a GenBank genome assembly